Messenger RNA from Talaromyces stipitatus ATCC 10500, 606 nucleotides. RefSeq lists its product as uncharacterized. The record is from RefSeq and is a predicted model, not a curated record. Bases 1 to 606 code for a protein of 201 amino acids. Lineage: Eukaryota; Fungi; Ascomycota; Eurotiomycetes; Eurotiales; Trichocomaceae. The transcript is spliced from 2 exons.
AUGGCAACGCAGCUGGUCGACGCAUCCGCAGAAUACCAAGCCUACCUCAGGUGCACUGCUGCUGGCUCAAUUAUUGCUGAUAUUGCUACAAAUAAUGAGGAUUACCCUGGUUCCCUCAAGCCAGUAAAGCGGCUCCAGGAACAAACUUUGAGGGUGCAGCAGCUCGCAAGGCAAUCUGGAACCAAGCGACAGCUUCGACCACGCCAAGCAGAGACCCACGAAAUCACAGGAAAAGUUGGUCGUCCAGAGGAGGAAGAAACAGACCCUGCAUCUGGCUACUCCUCCGACGAGUCCUAUACGGAGGGCAAGAAAGAAUCCAGGGACGAAGCGAUGCCCAAUGCAGCCAUAAUUCUCCUACUCCAAGGAUUUACGAGUCUUGUUAAAGGUGCGCUGCUCGAGUGGGUAUUCGACCGCGUACAUUUCCGCGCACGGUUUCGUCGAAAGAACUACAAGGCGUACAGUGACGAGGCACUACGAUCCACCCGUAACGAGUGUAUCUUGGCUAUCGUUGAGACCAAAAAAACAUGCAAGGAUGUCAAGGGAAGAAGAUAUCACAAUGCAAGAAAGUGCAGAGAUGGUAGGCUGGAUUCUAAGCAAUUCCGAUGA